This is a messenger RNA of Paramisgurnus dabryanus, 532 nucleotides long. RefSeq names its product short transmembrane mitochondrial protein 1 (gene stmp1). Lineage: Eukaryota; Metazoa; Chordata; Actinopteri; Cypriniformes; Cobitidae. Gene Ontology annotation, cellular component: respiratory chain complex. The record is from RefSeq and is a predicted model, not a curated record.
ACUUCCGUUUCGCUGUGAUGGUUGUUGCUGAUGACGAAUGUUGUAAGUUGAAGGCUAAACUGUGUCCAUAGACAGUGUCAAACUCACGAUCUUUACAAUUUUUAGGAGCAUCGUCACUUUUACUUCAUUUUCUUUCAACAUUUUAAAGCUUUCACCAUGAUGCAAUUCAUUCUUGGCUUUACUCUUGGAAACGUGGUUGGCAUGUACCUGGCACAGAAUUACGAGGUACCCAACAUUUCAAAGAAGAUCGAGGCCUUCAAAAAGGACGUGGAAGCCAAGAAGAAACCUCCAGAGUGACGAUGAGUCACAGGUGGAAAUAUGGCUGAUAUGAUUGAACUGAAACUAGAGGGGACAUAAAAAAACAGGAAAUUCUCAAUGUUACCGUUUAAAUAUAAACAUCUUAAAUGCACAGUAUAAUCCAGGUGUCAAAUAUUGCCUCAAAUCCCCUUUUGGUUUAAAAGUUGAUUUUUCUCUUCUGCCUUGUUUUCUAAAGUGAGUGCAAUUCAAGCCAAUAAAGAUAAGGUUUCUGUUA